AUGUUCACUGGGCUGGUCGAAUUGAUAGGGCGUGUCACGGAAGUGGUACAACACGAUGCCAGUAGUGGCUCGUUUGCCAUUAAAAUCGGCGACACUGCGCCGAUAUUGGGCGAUUGCCACAUUGGCGAUAGCAUUGCCGUGAACGGUGUAUGCCUCACCGUAACACGAUUUAGUCUCGAGCAAGGCGGAUGGUUUAACGUAGAUGUUGCGCCCGAGACGCUUUUCCGCACGAACCUCGGGCACGUCAAGCCCGGCGACGGUGUGAACUGCGAGCGCGCCAUGGCGCCGCACACGCGUUUUGGCGGCCACAUCGUGCAAGGGCAUAUUGACACUGUCGCGACCCUUGAAUCGAUUGUGCCGAACGAGUCCGCGCGCACGCUUACGCUGCGGCUCGUGUAUGAGAAGCCCGAAGAAGGCAAGCCUACGCUGCCGCUGCCGUCAACACUUUCGCCCUACGUGAUCCCGAAAGGUUUCAUUACCCUCGAUGGCGCUUCGCUCACUUUGAUUGAUGUAUCUCCCCCCAACGGGGGCACGCUGGAUGGGCAGACGAGUGAUAUCCCGACUAAGGAAACCAUUGAGUUCACUGUGAUGCUUAUUCCCCACACCCAGGAGCACAUCACACUGCCCAGCAAGCCAAACGGCGCGCGCGUCAAUGUCGAGUUUGAUAUGGUGGGCAAGUACGUCUACCGCUCGAUCCUCGGCGACCUGGAAGGCCGCGGCGGCGCGUCGACGAUGCUCACUCGCGCGGUUGAGAUCACACAGCGUAACCAUUCGCAUUAG
Malassezia vespertilionis is the source of this 780-nucleotide messenger RNA. It is a transcript of the gene RIB5, whose product is annotated as riboflavin synthase. Gene Ontology annotation, molecular function: riboflavin synthase activity. The record is from RefSeq and is a predicted model, not a curated record. NCBI's taxonomy places the organism in Eukaryota, Fungi, Basidiomycota, Malasseziomycetes, Malasseziales, Malasseziaceae. Gene Ontology annotation, biological process: riboflavin biosynthetic process. Bases 1 to 780 code for a protein of 259 amino acids. The transcript is spliced from 3 exons.